Molecule: messenger RNA, 375 nt
Organism: Drechmeria coniospora
Lineage: Eukaryota; Fungi; Ascomycota; Sordariomycetes; Hypocreales; Ophiocordycipitaceae
Exons: 2
Coding region: 1-375 (124 amino acids)
Source: RefSeq, a predicted model, not a curated record
AUGAAGGCGUUAGACCUCGUCGUCGUUCUGGCGUCGGCCGCCGCCGUCGCUGCUACGCCGAUUCAGACACGGGCUCUAGGCGGUGUUCUUAUCUGCACCGGACCUAACGCUACAGGUACAUGCAUGCACAAGGUGGUCUCCCUCAACGUCUGCCAGCAGCUCGAAGCGCCAUUCUACCGAAAUGCAAGCACAUUUGCGCCCGACAGAGAGCCUUUUGCCUGCUCCCCCCGCGCUUUCGACUGUCAAGGUAUCUGUCGGAGCCCGACCGGCUGCACAUUUGGUGCCGUGGAUUUCGCCUACGAGCACAAGUUCAACUUGAGUGCCAUCGGCUGGAACACCAUCAUUUCGAGCUUCGACUGCUUCCUGAAGGAAUAG